AAUGAACUUGAGUUUAUUCAGAGCCGUUAGUAAAAAUGUGAAGAGAUGUUGUGAGAUUCGAGUUGGUCUGAGGAGGAGUGUGAGAAUGAGCGUUUAUCUGCGGGUUUCAUACAGCAGCUGCUAGCAGGCCAGCUGUCUCUAACCUCGCCAUCAUGACCAAACUGGGCUUCUUGCGUCUUUCCUAUGAGAAGCAGGACACGCUGCUGAAGCUGCUCAUCCUGUCCAUGGCUGCUGUCCUCUCCUUCUCCACCAGGCUCUUCUCUGUGCUGAGGUUUGAAAGUGUCAUCCAUGAGUUUGACCCGUACUUCAACUACCGUACCACCCGCUUCCUGGCUGAGGAAGGAUUUUACAAGUUCCACAACUGGUUUGAUGACCGGGCCUGGUACCCUCUGGGUAGGAUCAUUGGUGGCACCAUUUAUCCAGGCCUGAUGGUCACCUCAGCUGUCCUCUACCACGUUCUACAUUUCUUUCACAUCACUAUUGACAUCCGUAACGUCUGUGUGUUCCUGGCUCCCCUGUUCUCCUCGUUCACCGCCAUCGUCACCUACCACCUCACCAAGGAGCUGAAGGACGCAGGUGCUGGUCUCCUGGCUGCUGCCAUGAUCGCUGUGGUUCCUGGUUACAUCUCCCGCUCUGUUGCUGGUUCCUACGAUAACGAAGGUAUUGCCAUCUUCUGCAUGCUGCUGACCUACUACAUGUGGAUCAAAGCUGUCAAAACCGGUUCUGUGUACUGGUCGGCCAUGUGCGCACUGGCAUACUUCUACAUGGUGUCCUCCUGGGGAGGCUAUGUGUUUCUGAUCAACCUCAUCCCCCUCCACGUUCUGGUUCUGAUGCUCACGGGCCGAUUCUCUCACCGUAUCUAUGUCGCCUACUGCACCGUCUACUGCCUGGGCACCAUUCUGUCCAUGCAGAUCUCGUUUGUUGGUUUCCAGCCGGUGCUGUCGUCGGAGCACAUGGCAGCCUUCGGGGUCUUUGGCUUGUGUCAGAUCCACGCUUUUGUCGACUACCUGCGCAGCAAACUCAACGCUCAGCAGUUUGAGGUUCUGUUCAAGAGCGUCAUCUCUCUGGUGGGCUUCAUCCUGCUGUCUGUAGGUGCUGUUCUGAUGCUGACAGGUAAAAUCUCUCCCUGGACCGGUCGUUUCUACUCUCUUCUGGACCCUUCUUAUGCCAAAAACAACAUCCCCAUCAUCGCCUCCGUCUCCGAGCACCAGCCCACCACCUGGUCCUCCUACUACUUUGACCUCCAGCUGCUGGUCUUCAUGUUUCCAGUUGGUCUUUACUACUGCUUCAACAACCUGUCCGACGCCCGCAUCUUCAUCAUCAUGUAUGGAGUCACCAGCAUGUACUUCUCAGCUGUCAUGGUACGUCUGAUGCUGGUUUUGGCUCCAGUCAUGUGCAUCCUGUCGGGCAUCGGUGUGUCUCAGGUGCUGACCACUUACAUGAAAAAUCUGGACAUUAGCCGGUCAGAGAAGAAGAGCAAGAAGCAGCAGGACUCCACCUACCCCAUCAGAAACGAGGUCGCCAGUGGGAUGAUUCUGGUCAUGGCUUUCUUCCUCAUCACCUACACCUUCCACUCCACCUGGGUUACCAGCGAAGCGUACUCCUCCCCCUCCAUCGUGCUGUCAGCUCGGGGGGGCGACGGCAGCCGCAUCAUUUUUGACGACUUUAGAGAGGCGUACUACUGGCUUCGCCACAACACCCCUGAGGAUGCUAAAGUCAUGUCCUGGUGGGACUACGGUUACCAGAUAACCGCCAUGGCUAAUCGAACCAUCCUAGUGGACAACAACACGUGGAACAACACGCAUAUCUCCAGAGUGGGACAGGCCAUGGCGUCCACAGAGGAGAAGGCCUAUGAGAUCAUGAGGGAACUGGAUGUCAGCUACGUGCUGGUGAUCUUUGGAGGACUGACUGGCUACUCCUCAGACGACAUCAAUAAAUUUCUAUGGAUGGUCCGAAUUGGUGGAAGCACGGAGACGGGCAAACACAUCAAGGAGCAUGAUUACUACACCCCCACCGGGGAGUUCAGGGUGGACCGCGAGGGCUCCCCCGUCCUGCUCAACUGUCUGAUGUACAAGAUGUGCUACUACCGCUUCGGACAGGUCUACACAGAGGGCAAGAGGCCACCGGGUUACGACAGAGUGAGAAAUGCUGAAAUUGGGAACAAAGACUUUGAACUGGAUGUGCUGGAGGAGGCCUACACCACAGAACACUGGCUGGUUCGGAUAUACAAGGUCAAGGAUCUGGAUAACCGAGGUCUUUCCAGGACAUAGAGGUCUGAGACAGUGGUGAGGUGUCCUGGUGGUGCGCAGCACCGAACACCGUCCUCUGCUCUGCAGACGAGAAGGGAGAAGUACUUUUUAUACUUUAGGAGGGAAACUGCAUCCAAGAGACUCCUGCAAAUUUUUUUUUUAGGGGGUGGGAUGGAGAUUAAAGGUCGUAACAUAAUUUACUAAUGGGUGUAUGAAAGCUGUUUUCUACAAUGUGGUUAAUAAAGGUGAAAAAUGUGAUUGUUUUUGGUCUAAUAAACAGACAUCAGAUUUA
Molecule: messenger RNA, 2541 nt
Organism: Nothobranchius furzeri (turquoise killifish)
Lineage: Eukaryota; Metazoa; Chordata; Actinopteri; Cyprinodontiformes; Nothobranchiidae
Gene: stt3a
Product: STT3 oligosaccharyltransferase complex catalytic subunit A
Biological process (GO): post-translational protein modification
Cellular component (GO): membrane
Molecular function (GO): dolichyl-diphosphooligosaccharide-protein glycotransferase activity
Source: RefSeq, a predicted model, not a curated record